AUGAAGUACGUUCUCGUGAGCGGUGGUGUCAUCAGCGGGAUCGGGAAGGGCAUCAUUGCGUCGUCGACGGGCCUUCUGCUCAAGACUGUGGGCUUGAAGGUCACGGCCAUCAAAAUCGACCCAUACCUGAACGUGGAUGCAGGAACUAUGGCCCCCACCGAGCAUGGGGAGUGUUUUGUCCUGGACGAUGGCGGCGAGGUCGACCUUGAUCUCGGAAACUACGAGCGAUAUCUCAACGUUACCUUGACCUUCGAGAACAGCAUCACGACUGGGAAAGUGUACCAGCAUGUCAUUGAGCGUGAGAGACGAGGAGACUACCUUGGCAAGACUGUCCAGGUCGUCCCUCACAUCACCAAUGCGAUCCAGGACUGGAUUGAAAGAGUUGCAAGGAUUCCCGUGGAUGAUACAAAGGAACAGCCGGAUGUGUGCAUAAUCGAGCUUGGCGGGACGGUAGGUGACAUCGAAAGUGCCCCUUUCAUCGAGGCUAUGCGGCAGCUGCGGAGAAGAGCAGGUCGCGACAAUUUCUGCCACAUCCAUGUUUCGUUGGUGCCGGUCAUUGGCAGUGAGCAGAAGACGAAGCCCACACAGCAAGCCAUCCGGGAUGCACGCUCACUCGGUCUGGCACCUGACUUGAUUGCCUGCCGUUGCCAGGAACAACUUGUCGAGGCUACGACGAACAAGAUUGCCAUGUUCUGUCAAGUUGAGCCUUCGCAAGUCCUAGCUGUCCACGACGUCGAGUCGACGUACCAUGUGCCACUCCUCCUCGAGCAACAAGGUCUGCCUGACCAGCUCCGCGAGCUCUUCCGUCUCGACGCAUACAAGAUUGCACCUUCGUUGGUCACCAAAGGCCAGCAAAUAUGGGAGGAAUGGAAGCGAUUGACAACCUCUCAAGAUCGCUUCCUGGAGUCGGAGAAAGUCAAUAUCGCCUUGGUCGGCAAAUACACAAACCUUCACGACUCUUAUCUCUCCGUCAUCAAGGCUCUGGAACACAGUGCUAUGGCCUGCCGGCGCAAACUCAAUCUUGUCUGGGUCGACGCAAGCAAUCUCGAAAAAUCCACACUGGAUUCAAAUCCAGAGAAAUACCACAAGGCCUGGCACGAGCUAUGCACGGCCGACGGUGUUCUGGUUCCUGGUGGCUUCGGACAUCGUGGUACUGAAGGGAUGAUCGCAGCUGCCAACUGGGCUCGAACAAAACCUAAGCCAUAUCUCGGAAUUUGUCUGGGCAUGCAAGUCGCUGUCGUCGAGUAUGCCCGCAACAUGUGCGGCCUAAAGUCGGCUCAUUCGGUUGAGCUAGACGCACAGACGCCGGAUCCCGUGGUCGUCUUCAUGCCGGAAAUCGACAAGACGACCAUGGGCGGCAACAUGCGGCUGGGUCUGCGCCCAACGAUCUUCCAGGAGAACACCCAGUGGUCGCGGCUGCGGAAACUGUACAACAGCGAGCCUAGCAUUAACGAGCGGCACCGUCAUCGCUACGAAGUAAACCCCGAGUACAUCACCCGCCUCUCCGAUGCCGGCUUGACAUUCAUCGGCAAGGACGACAAGGGCGAGCGCAUGGAAGUCAUGGAGCUGAAGGACCAUCCGUUCUUUGUGGGUGUCCAGUUCCAUCCCGAGUACCUGAGUCGGGUGCUCCGACCCAGUCCACCUUAUCUGGGCUUUGUGGCCGCGAGCGCGGGAAUGCUGGAGCAGGCAUUCUCUGCCGUCAAGGCCCGGAACGAGUCGCUGAAUGGGAACGGCGAUGGCAUUCACUCGCCCCACGAAAACGGCGUCAAUGGCUCCCUCACCAACGGUAUAAGCCAAAUGUCACUUUCGGCAUCUUCGGGGUUCUAA
Messenger RNA from Fonsecaea multimorphosa CBS 102226, 1827 nucleotides. RefSeq lists its product as uncharacterized. Gene Ontology annotation, molecular function: identical protein binding; CTP synthase activity. The transcript has 3 exons. The record is from RefSeq and is a predicted model, not a curated record. Lineage: Eukaryota; Fungi; Ascomycota; Eurotiomycetes; Chaetothyriales; Herpotrichiellaceae. The coding region runs from base 1 to 1827 and encodes 608 amino acids. Gene Ontology annotation, biological process: CTP biosynthetic process; pyrimidine nucleobase biosynthetic process. Gene Ontology annotation, cellular component: cytoplasm; cytoophidium.